Coniosporium apollinis CBS 100218 is the source of this 2871-nucleotide messenger RNA. RefSeq lists its product as uncharacterized. The coding region runs from base 1 to 2871 and encodes 956 amino acids. The transcript is spliced from 3 exons. NCBI's taxonomy places the organism in Eukaryota, Fungi, Ascomycota, Dothideomycetes. The record is from RefSeq and is a predicted model, not a curated record.
AUGGCUCCCAAGGUCGACUCUCAGACCCAGCCACCAGUAAAACGCCCUCCGCUGAAGCUGUCCAUCCCAGGACAUGAAUCCGAAGUCUCCUCCGCAUCCUCUGGCUGGGACGCACGCAAAGCAUCCGAGCUCGAGAAACAUAGAUUGCAAGGCAACGCAUUCUACCAACAGGAAACCGAGAAGCUCAAGUCAAACGCUUUCUACCAACAACAACGCCGUUCGCCAGAUCCUAUGUCCGGCACAACACUCCGCGCCCCAGCGACCUCCACGAUAGGGAGCGACGCCCGUCAGUCUGAUAUAUCAAUGCUUCCGCGACAGCCCUCGCCGGCAGUGACAACAUGGUCCUUCGGGGCCGACACGCCCGACCUCCCUAGCAACAAACCUCGCCGCGACCUCCUUCGCCGCCUGGAGCCGCUCCAUCUCGUCCCAGGCAACACAGCCGACGCUCAGCCGACGCUUCGUCAGCAGAUUGAGGGACGCAAUGAAAGCAAGCUGCAGAAGAUGAUGGGCAUGAACGUUUCGGAGCCGUCAACGCCACGCGUCGCGUUCGAGGAGCCUACGGAGGAGUCGUACAAUCCUGUCGUCACUCUAAGGGACCUGACGAGGUCGAACAGCAAGAAAGGCCAGGCGCCCAAGAGCCCGCAGAAGAAGGUCCUCGGCAUUAGCAUCCCGUUCACACGCGCCAGAUCGCCGACGAAGGGCAUGAUCGUUGAGGAUGGAGGGGACAUCGCGCCGCUGCCGUUUCUGCCAGGUGUAGGUCCCAAAGCGCAUCAGGUGCUGGGAACGGCGAAGCGCGUACCUGUGCCUAUUCUCAAGAGGCCGCAGCGGUCGCAUACGGUCACGUCUCUUCCCAAGGAGCUAUUUGAAAAGCACGACUCGGAUGAGGAUAUGAUCCCGCCGGUCAAGUUUGCUAGUAUGAAUAGCAACGCGCGGUACAAGGCCGCUACGCCGGCUAGUCAAGCAGCUUCCGAACCUGUACGCCCAUCGUCGAGCCCGCCGAGCAAGAUUGCGGUUCUCAGGCCCAGUUUUGAGAAGUCGCUCAGCUUUCCAAGCCCCUCGAGGCCACCGCCUACCCCUCCAGAGAAGGAUACACCACCACAUGUCAAGCGAGAGAAUGCGCUUGGAGGAACUGGGUUGGGCAUCACCACCGGCCAGUACGAGGCCGCUCACAAUGGUGAUGGCAUACUAUCGCCAGUCGCUGAACGCGAGGUGAGUCUAGCCAAGUUCGUAGAUUGCGGUCCCCAAGGCGUCGGCAGUCUCGUGCAGAAGGUGCCCAGCAUCUACUCCAUGCGUGCAGCCGUUGUUGAUGUGCAGAGUCGCUCUGCUGGCUUUGAUCCGGCGACCGGCUUUCAGACGCCACAGCAACAUGUUGGCCGCUGGAGUGAUGGUGUGAAAGACUACCAACGGAGGCUGGAUGGGCUGCUGCCGGGUGGGCUGCUGCCUCCUACUCGGUACUACAGUCCGUCGAUCUACUCGCAGCCUUUUGAGUCGCCUAAGCUUCAGCCGGUACAGAAGUACACCGACCGCCUCGCCGACAUAAAGGAAGAACAUUCGCGCAACGUCUCUACCGCAAGUCAAAUAUCGCAAAUCAGCGACGCUACUAUUCCUGUUGUCUUUCAGGGUAGAAAAGAGGAGAUCACGCCGGACGCAGCAAAGACGACUUUCGAAAUUCCUACGAAAGCGCGGGUGAAGACGGAGGAUUCAUCCAAGAAGGACAUCACUUCGCUUGUGAAGGCUUCACUUGGAAUAAAAGAGGACCAGCCUACUGCUCAAAGCGUCACUCAACCAGCAACCGAGGCUUCGACAAACAAGAUGCGCUCUCAGCUCAAGAUUGAUGAACCGCAGCGACAGGCCAUACGGCCUGCAGAGACGUCGCAAGAAAAUAACAACCUCUCAGCAGAGAAGCCCACGCAACCCCAUCCACAGCCGAGCGAACCCACCAAGCCCUACUUGCCAUCCGAUCUGACACCGCUCCUCGAGCAAGAGCUCAACAACACCUACAGCCCCGCUCGUCGCUCACACCCUCAGUUCUCACCGGAGGCAGCCAGCGCAAUGCCCACCCCUCUCUACGGCCACCAGGAGUUCUCUCUGCCGCCGAUUUCGGCCAUGGCGGCUCCACCACUCCUCGCAGAUCCAGGCCUCCUCACCCACUUCGACGUCGUUCACCACCACCUCGGCGAUAUCGCGAGCUCCUUGCACCACGCUACGGACACCAAUCAGGAGAAAGCGGUGGAGAUGAUCGGCAGCAAGCACGACGAGACACUCAAAGUUCUGAAUGAGCACUUCGCGGACGUCCGGGCAAGCUUGAAUGCUGUGGAACACAACAUGGGCCGCGCAUCAGGCGAGACUGGAGCAUUGCGCGCGACGGUAGAGAAGCUAGCUACAACGGUGCAGGACAAGCUAAUCAGCAGGGUGGACGCGCUGGUUGAGGCGAACAAUGGCCUCUGCGACAAGAUCGACGGGCUGGAGGCGUGCGUCGCGGCGUUCGAGAAGAAGCUGGAUAGCUGGGAGAAGCUGCAGGACCAGGGGGGGAAUAUUGUGGUGCCGACACCUUCAGCCUCGAUGACGAACCUCCAUCUAAGCGGCACGCAGCACCAGCAAUACCCUCAGCAUCCACAGCAGCAGCAGAUGAGCUCCCAGGCCUACGACGUGCAGCCGCAGCCGCUACACCAACACCAGCACUACGGCUAUCCGAUGCGCCAGCCUUACGCGCAGAACAGCGGCCACGGCCAGAGGGAGUACAUGAUGGCGCAGGGGAUAGUGGAGGAGGGACAGCACCAGCACCAGCUUCCGGAGAGAAUGGGCCAGGGACAGCCGUACGGCAAUCCGUAUUAUCGCAGUCCGUAUGGGGCGUUUCAGCAGGCUAAGUGA